AAGUGCACCUGCACACCUGAGUAAAGCCACUCCUUUCCCAGAACACAUCAGAGAUGGUCAAUUAGCUGAAGGAGGAGGUUGUUCUGAAACCUCAGAACUUUAAUGCUUUAAUUUUAUUUUUUGAAUGAACUGAAGGGUUUGAUUUUUUUUAUAAUUAUUAUUAUUAUUYAUAACCUAAAAUUCUGCAGAAGAUUUAAAAAUAUUUUUAAUCCUUUGUACACUGGAGUAAGAUGUGGUCCGUAAACGUGAUGUACCUUCUCCUGUUUUGUUAUGCCUGCCUUUCAACUGGGAAUGGUGCAGUAUAUUUUGUCUCCAGAAACUUUUACAAUGUGCUCCACUGGGACCCUGUGGAACCUGCUUUUCCUGGGCAAAGAAUAUUUUACAGCGUAAUGUACUGGAGGGAUGAUCAGGAAAAAUACCAGGACAAAUCAGAGUGUCAAAACAUUACUGAACCGUCAUGCGACCUGACAGCGGAAACCCCCUCACAGCCUAAUAUUUACUACAGAGCUAAGGUGAUGGUUAAUGGGAGCUGUCUCUACUUCACCACCAGAUUUGAACCUUUAAGAGACACUGUUCUCGGACCACCACGUUUGUCUACACGCACAACAGCGUCUGCCUUGUUUGUGCAUGUCACCCUGCAAGAAGGGCCAAACGGAGUUUCCAUUGCAGASAUCAUCAACUCCAGCAAAGAGGGCUAUUCCAGAGCUGUGCCCGAGUAUAUUUUAAGAAUAACAAAGCCUGAGUGGGCUGCACAGGUGAUUAAAAACGCCGCUGGUCGAUUUGACGUCAAACUGAAGGCCAACCAGACGGAGUACUGCGGUGAUGUCACCUACACACUACGUGAAUGGGGUCGUGCGGACAGUGAGACCGCUACUUUCUGCGUCACUCUGCAAGAUCAUCCUGGAAUGCUUUUACGAUGGCUUCUCGUGAGUCUUGCGGUUCUGUCAGCAGCAGUCAUAAUACUAGUUGCCAGCGUGUGCACCUAUUUGAAGGUCGGGAAGUUAAAAAGAAUGCCACAAGCACUGGCCGCCACACCAGCGAGCUUAAACUUGUUACAGCAUCCGGAUAAGAACCUCAUCAUAUCUGAAAUACUUUCCGUCACGAAAACGGACCAAGCAAUUUACAACACAGUCCAGGUGAAGUCGAAGGUGUCCCCGCACAGGUCUGGAGGUUAUUCCCCUCAGGACACCCCCUGCCACAUCUGCAGGUGCGACACAGACUCUUCCACGAGAACGCCGGAAACGGCCUCCCACUCCGAGGAUGGGAGCGUCCCAUUCUCUGAAAGCUACGGUGCAGUCGCAGUUCAUGGCCAGGCGAAAGACAGGGAAGAGUUCCAACAGCUUGUCUACGACAACAACAUCAAUCCUUCACCUUUCUACACUAAUCAGCAAGGAAACUGGGGGAUAGGUGGGAUGAUCCCAAAGCUGAUUCCAUCCGAAUCCAGUGAGGACAAUCAUACUCUGGUUCUGCACGCUGUAAGGAAUAUUAACGGACAACUCGUCUUGCCUUUAUUCCGAUGUCCAUCAGAGGACAGCACUGGUGACACACCAUCCCAAAUGAACCCAGAGAGGAAACCCCUCUUAUCAGACCUCCAGGGUGUGUCUUUAACAUGUCUGCAGAGGUCAGACAGCUCCGACUGGACGGAUUCGGGMUGUGACGACAGCAUCGUCAACACGCCGACAAACCUUUACUACAACACAACUUAUUUCAUCUCGCAAAAGGCCGGUCCUGAUUUGCGUAACGGAUGUGAGACUUUAGGAUUUAACGACGUYAUAACCGAAUCAGGCUACAAACAAAACUGGGUUCCUGAAACCCACCACAAACUCGAGUCCACCGGCUGGACUUCUAUCGGUCCAAAAAUGGACGAGGAAGUUGAGGAAGACGAAGGCACAAUGAGUAUGGAGAACUCAGAACAAAGUAUUCUGGGACACUGGGACAUAAAAGUUCAAACAUGAGUCCCCACUUUCUAAUCUUUUAGAAAUAUACCUUUGUGUACAACUCUUCACAGCCCUUCUUAUAAACACAAACGACGGGAAGAAGAAGUUGGCAGGAGGUCUGAAGGACACUUCGGCUGUGAGAUGUGCUGCCGACUGUGUAGAAAAAUGGAGUGAACAUUUAUUGCAUUCUUAAAUACAAUAAAUCAUGCAUUGUUGUAUUUCCU
Messenger RNA from Austrofundulus limnaeus, 2161 nucleotides. RefSeq names its product interferon lambda receptor 1 (gene ifnlr1). The coding region runs from base 231 to 1955 and encodes 574 amino acids. Gene Ontology annotation, molecular function: cytokine receptor activity; protein binding. Lineage: Eukaryota; Metazoa; Chordata; Actinopteri; Cyprinodontiformes; Rivulidae. The transcript is spliced from 7 exons. Gene Ontology annotation, biological process: cytokine-mediated signaling pathway. Gene Ontology annotation, cellular component: plasma membrane. The record is from RefSeq and is a predicted model, not a curated record.